Candidula unifasciata is the source of this 1263-nucleotide messenger RNA. NCBI's taxonomy places the organism in Eukaryota, Metazoa, Mollusca, Gastropoda, Stylommatophora, Geomitridae. The record is from the annotation of a GenBank genome assembly.
AUGGCAAACAACACCACCGAAUCAGCAGAAGAUGAAUCCAUAAGGUCGACAGCAGACGCAGUUGACAGAGUGUCUGUCUGGUUUUGCUUGGCAACAGGGAUCCCCGGAAAUCUCUUUAUUUUCUUAACCGUCAGGUCUUUCCCGUGCUCGGUCACCACGUUCCACUACCAGCUUCUUUCAGUGAUGGAUACCACAGCUCUGAUCCUGCAGGUGACCAUCAGAGGUGUGGAUUGGUACGACUUCGCUACAAUAUCCAGCUCCUACGUUGGCUAUGGAUGGAAGGUUUACUUCAACGUUGCUUAUUUUACAAGCAUAUACGCCAACUGGGUUUUAGUGUAUAUUGCCACGGAGCGACUCAUUGCCUUGAGAUAUCCCUCACAGAUUCAUAUUUACGUGACUAUAUCUAGAGCCAAGGCCAACGCUAUCCUCACGGCCAUUCUUAUAGCUUCAUUUUGCGUGAUUGUUAUAGUUAAGAUGGAUUACUUCGCCAUCGCCUGGCUGGUUGUGUUUACGACGUUUUAUACUGCUUUCCCCUUAGGAAUUGUUUUCAUGAUUAUUUGGCUGCUGUUGGGUACCAUGGAAGAGCGGAGACGACAGAAGAAGGUCUCGGAGAAGGAGAAAGAAAAGCAUCCUCAUCAUCACCAUCACCAUCAUCAUAAAGAUAAGGAUGGGCAUAAAGCGUCGUCAGCUGGGCAUACUCCGACGGAUACAGACAACCACACAUCGGCGAGUAGUCAAACAACUACAAUAUCGAAAUCUACCAGUGGGCUGUCCAAACAAAGCGGAGGAGCUAGCAAACACGGACCGGCCAAAUCUGCUAGUCACAACACCAUGGUGCUUUCUUUCACGACCAGCUCAAAGAAAUCAGAGAAUUCCACCCCCGAGGUGGAUCCAGAAGCGCAGGAGAUCUUAACCAUCAAAGCUCAGGAGAAGAAAGAUAUGGAACGGUGCUACACUUCAAUGAUGCUGGCCUUGUCUGUAGCCUUUGUCCUUCUAACUGUGCCCUAUACCGUGAUAGAGUACAUCUAUGUGGCUGCUAAUCGAGAAAUCACAGAUAUAUUUGACGAGAAGCAUACGAAGAUGUACCUUCUGGUAAUGAUAGCCCUCUGCCUGAUGUACUUUGAGCAUUCCUGUAAUUUCUACAUCUUCUUUCUGUGCUCGUGGAAAUUCCGUCAACAGUUUUUACGCGUCAUAACGAGAAAGCCCACUUCUGAUGUUCAGGAUAGCGUCACAGAUAUAGAACAAUCCAAAUCUUUUGUUUAG